AUGAGUGCCACCAAACCGCCGAAUGAUAUCAUUUUGUAUACGUAUGCUUUCUCGCCGUUUGGGAAGCGCGUGGCUGCGUAUUUGGCGCUGAGGGGCGUCGGGUAUGGAUUAUGCGAACAACCCUUUACGAUGCCACGUCCGGAUCUGGCGCUGCUUCCUGUGCAAUACCGCCGCAUCCCUAUUCUCACUAUCGGGUCGGAUGUAUAUCUCGACACGAGGCUGAUUCUGCGCGCGCUUGAAGCGCAUCCUGGACUCACGGGCGCACCGCUCGGCGCCUCGAAACCUGCAGAUAAGUUCGUGGGGCAGUUAAUUGAGAAAUACAUUGUUGAAGGGCCGGUGUUUGGCAUGGCAGCGGGACUAGUGCCCGUGAAAAUGGCGCAUGAACCGACGUUCUUCAAAGACAGACAGGGAAUGCUGGGAAGGAAUUGGAGUAAGGAAGAGCUGGAGGGCGGGUAUGCAGAGUGUUUGAACUACAUCAGAAACAUGGUGUCGUUCUUUGAGGAGACAAUCAUGGCGGAUGGCAGGAGCUGGGUGUUUGGCGAAGAAGGACCAAAGUUGGCAGACAUUAAUGCACUAUUCAUGCUCGACUUCGCGGCUGGUCUGCAGCUUCCAGAAGACUUUAUUUCGGCAAAACUCUACCCAAAGGUCUUCGCCUGGUUCGAUAGAUACCGCGGCGGCCGUCGAUACAGCAAAGUCGAAUGCGCCCCGACCCUACAGCGCUCGACGGCGAAGCUGCGGCGGCUUUCGUCCCAUUCAUCCGGAUCAGCGUCUGCCCACGUCUCAGUAGAUGCGAAGGACCCUACAGGUCUCAAGCACGGAGCCGAAGUCGAAGUCUAUGCAGCUGACUGGGGGACUGAGUAUAGAGACCGCGGAAGACUUGUGGGACUGACUCCAGACGAGGUAACGAUAGCUGUGAAGACGAAAGGAAAAGCCGAAAUUCGCGUACAUGCGCCGCGCACAGGGUUCAAGAUCAGGGAGAUAUGA
Molecule: messenger RNA, 984 nt
Organism: Parastagonospora nodorum SN15
Lineage: Eukaryota; Fungi; Ascomycota; Dothideomycetes; Pleosporales; Phaeosphaeriaceae
Exons: 3
Coding region: 1-984 (327 amino acids)
Source: RefSeq, a predicted model, not a curated record